GGCGGUUCAAGAGCGAACGCACUCCGCAUUUGCUCCAAGUCGCGCGCUCACUGCCGGUCGUCGGCGGCACGGAACUACCCGCGAAAUAUUCGGCCACACAAGCGCAUUUCAACAUUCAAACGCAUCCAACACAAUGACAUUAUCCAAAAUCAUAAACACGUAUUGAUUUUAAAAUAAAGUGUAUUGUGUUAUUAAGAAGAAAAAUUAAUUAUAAAGUUGUAAAACAAACUUUUUCCUUUCGUGAAUAAAUUGAUGAAGACAAGUUGUGCUCUGAAGUGACUGGAAAAAGUUCCGAAAGUGACUGAAAGAUUUGGAAAACAUGUGAUUCAUCCUGUCGUCCACACUCAAUAAACUUUAAACAUGGCGCCAUCUGUAGUACUUCCGGUGUUAUUCCUCCUCUUCGGUUCAUCCCUUGCAAACACAACAGACGCCCACGUCCUGGAGGUCCUGGAUGGUGACCUGCAACGUGAAUAUUUCGAUCUGGAGUUAGCAACUUCAUCGCUCGACCGUAGCGUAAACACAUUUGACAGCCAGAAUGAAAUUAUAAACUCCACGGACAGUGAUUAUUUAAUAAUUUCGCACGCGAAUGAAACAUUUACUGAAGUGAAUGAUACCAUCGCCGCCGAAGAGUAUCUACAUGACUUAAAAGAGUUUCUCUUUCCGAAAACAUGGACGUGGGUGUUGAUAAGUCUGCAUUUUGUUGUGUUUACCGUGGGUCUGGUGGGUAAUAUUCUCGUGUGCGUCGCGGUGUAUCGUAAUCACUCGAUGCGAACAGUGACGAACUAUUUUAUCGUUAAUUUGGCGAUCGCUGAUUUUAUGGUGAUUGUCUUCUGUUUGAUACCUUCUGUCAUCUGGGAUGUUACGCUCACAUGGUUCUUUGGGGUUAUUAUGUGCAAAGUUGUUUUGUACUUACAGACGGUGUCGGUGACAGUCUCGGUCCUGACGCUGACUUUUAUCUCUGUUGAUCGAUGGUACGCCAUCUGUUUCCCGCUCAAGUUCAAGUCGACGACGGGCCGAGCGAAAACGGCCAUCGGCAUUAUCUGGAUGAUCGCGUUGACAUUCGAUAUUCCUGAACUGUUGGUCUACACAACAAUGUCGCAUGAUCACGGCGUGAAAAUCGACACGAUUUAUCUAACGCAAUGCGGGCCGACUUGGUCGCUGGACACGGAUACGUUCUGGACGGUGCUGAAACUGUUCCUGCUCUACGUGGUGCCGCUGGCGUUCAUGACCGUGACGUAUUAUCAGAUAACGAAAGUGUUAUGGAAGAGCGGAAAUGUUAGUUAUACGGCAGGCGACGGCGGUGGCGGAGGCGCGAGCGGCGGCAGCGGCCGCCCCAGCCAGUUCUCCAUGAACACCAACAUCGAGAUCCAGCUGCGGUCGCGCAUCAAGGCGGCAAAAAUGCUCGUCGCCGUCGUGCUUAUGUUCGCAUUCUGCUAUUUUCCGGUUCAUCUCUUGUCUGUGCUCAGAUUGACAGUGGGUUUGAAAAACUCCGAUUUCAACCGUGCGUUCGCGCUGAUUUCCCAUUGGCUGUGCUACGCAAACAGUGCGGUUAAUCCAGUCAUCUAUAAUUUCAUGAGCGGUAAAUUCCGUAAAGAAUUCAAACGUGCAAUCGACUGUUGCUCACAACCCUACCACCCUUCAGGCCGACACGAAAUGACAAGCUUCUUCUACAAGAACACGCUGCGUGAAACGAUGACGACGCCAACGGCGGGGGCGCGAUCCACCCGUCGGAUUGUCGACCGCCCCUCGACGAAUAACAUCGACACCACCGAGUUUAACGCCGCGCGGCGCGGCACCAGCACGACAGUGAUCAAAAUCGAUGUAUGAUCCACGGCGGUUAAGCGCUACUGCCACGCUAUGCUGGGGGAUGAAAGAGACAACGUCGCUAUCUCUGCAGUUCACGCUGAAGACAUUGACAGCGCUUUGUUGGAGGUAGGAGAACAAGAAUUAAUCGAGAAUCAUUGCAAUCGAUAUGACUAAAUAGAAAACUUUUAAAACUACAUUGUAUAUAAACAUGGGAAUAUUUAUAUUUAUAUGUAGGCAACCCAAAUAACAUCGCUGUGACAGAAUAUGUCAUGUAACACUAAUGUCGUUAUUGACACGCAGGAAAUAUGAACCCGCCAUUAACAUACUUCCGAAAAUAGAAUACCGAGCGCUAACAUAAUUUCACAUCUAUUUUCUUCCGGCUUUGUUUCGUGUUGCUCAGUGAUUACCCGAUAACAUCAACAACAAUUCCUUUACAACAGUAUUCGCCGUAUCACUUUUCGUGGUCGUUAUCGUUAAGUGAAUCUAACGUGAUUGUUUAUAAUAUUUAUCAAACACACUCGGUGUUCUCGUAUGCAGUAUAUAAUUUAGGCAACCCAGCAAUCCCGCAGCCAUUAGUGACAUUGGUCACAUAUGUGUAACUGUAAAGCUGUGCCAGAGGGCGUUAAAUUUCUACAUCGCAUGCAAUUUCAAGCGUUCUAUCGUAAUUGUCGCUUUUAUAUUUUAACUCGAGUGUAUUGUUUCCCAGGACAAUAUUUCACGAAUAUUUCAUUAUAUAGGCAACACAAAUAACUGAAAUUUAAUAAUCAAAGGUUUUUUGUAACAAUUUGUAUUUUCAUUGUUUGCAUUUUGUGCUGAUAUCCGACAAUUAAAGAUGCUGGCAAUUCGGCGAGCGUGAAGUCGCUUUGUGCAAGCAAUUAAAUUCGACUAGGAUUAUGCGCGACCAUGGGGCAUAACCGUGCGAUAAAUAAUAACGACUAAUCCUCCGCACACGGAUUUUAUGACAGGCGUUCACUUUAAUUCAAAGAGAAUACGAAAUUAAUUAAAAUUGCUGCGGAUAAUACUCUCACGAAACUUUCGGAUAUACACAGAGUUAUGUAAGCUACAAUAUCACGAUAAAUACAAACAA
Dalotia coriaria is the source of this 2893-nucleotide messenger RNA. RefSeq names its product orexin/Hypocretin receptor type 1-like. The record is from RefSeq and is a predicted model, not a curated record. Gene Ontology annotation, biological process: G protein-coupled receptor signaling pathway. The transcript has 7 exons. Gene Ontology annotation, molecular function: neuropeptide Y receptor activity. The coding region runs from base 361 to 1827 and encodes 488 amino acids. Gene Ontology annotation, cellular component: membrane. Lineage: Eukaryota; Metazoa; Arthropoda; Insecta; Coleoptera; Staphylinidae.